AUGAAUAAUUCAACAAUUUUACAUAAUGAUAUAGUUUUUUUUAGUGUUUGGAGAAAUGUUUAUAUUAAUUCAAUAAUUUUUUUUCAUUUAAAAAAAAUAAAUAAAUAUUAUUUUAAAGAAGUUAUAAAUGGGGAAGAAUUAGAUCUUUUAAAAAAAAACAAAUACUAUGUAUCAGAUUUAUAUAUAUACGAAUCAUUUAAAAUGGGUGAUAUACCACAUAAUGUUGUCAGUUUAACGUUUGGAGAGGAUGUUUCAGUAGAAUUAGAGCCAGGUAUGAUACCAAGUGUAACCAAACUGGAUCUGGGAUAUUAUUACAACACCAAAUUAUUAGUGGGCAGUCUCUCAAAUAAUUUAUUAUCACUAUCUCUCUCAAAUAACUACAACUAUCCAUUGGACAUCGAGUUACUUCCAUCUAGUUUGAAGUAUAUUAAAUUUGGUAAUAGAUUUAAUCAACCUUUACAACCAAAUACACUAAAAAAUGGUAUUGAAGAGAUAGUAUUCGGAAAAGAGUUUAACCAACCAUUAUCGAUAGGGACAAUACCACCAUCAACGAAAAAAAUAAUUUUCGGUGAUAGUUUUAAUCAAGUCAUAUCAAGUGGCCAAGUACCACAGUCUGUAACAGAGAUUAGUUUUGGUUUAAACUAUCAAAAAAAACUAUUGAAAAGCUCAAUCCCCUCGAGUGUCACCAAAAUGACAAUUCACAGGCAAUUAAAUCAACCAAUAGCAUCUCCAACAUCUCUGCCCCCAAAUCUAGUUUCAUUAUCUUUUGGUAAAUUUUUAAAUAGAAUCGAACCAAACAGUUUACCAAGCUCAAUUACGAAAAUUGUAUUUUCAUCCUAUAAUAGUCCGUUGCAACCUUUGGUUUUACCCAAAAACCUUGAAAUUAUAGAAUUUGGUCAGUUUUUUAAUCAAGAAAUCAUCAACGACAAUUUAAUUCCACCUAAAGUCCACACAAUUAUAUUUGGAGACUCGUUUAAUCAACCUUUAGUUAAUCUACCGCCCUCCAUCACUAUGCUAGAGGUGGGUUAUCUUUUCAAUCAACCUUUAGCCCAUUUACCAAAAAAUAUUAAAAAAAUAAUAAUCUCUAAUAAUUAUAAUCAAAUAUAUAAACAACAAUUUUUAAAAGAAUAUAAUAUUAAAAAACAACAAAACAUUAACAAUAAAAUUAUUUAUGACAUUAGUCAUUAG
Molecule: messenger RNA, 1188 nt
Organism: Dictyostelium purpureum
Lineage: Eukaryota; Evosea; Eumycetozoa; Dictyosteliales; Dictyosteliaceae
Exons: 2
Coding region: 1-1188 (395 amino acids)
Source: RefSeq, a predicted model, not a curated record